Messenger RNA from Diorhabda sublineata, 1642 nucleotides. RefSeq lists its product as uncharacterized. Lineage: Eukaryota; Metazoa; Arthropoda; Insecta; Coleoptera; Chrysomelidae. Bases 1075 to 1533 code for a protein of 152 amino acids. The record is from RefSeq and is a predicted model, not a curated record. The transcript is spliced from 3 exons.
CGCAAAUGACAGCUAUGUAAUUGACGUAUAAUGACAGAUAUGUAAUGACGUAUGGAUGACAAUUUGAUAUUUGUAAGAAAUCAAUAAUAAAACUAUUUCUAUUAAAUAAAUAAUUAACAAUUAUAAUGUAAUGAUAGUGCCAUUGCCCAUUCGUAAAAAGUGAAGUGAACUAUAAAACUCGGUAUGGUUGAAAAUUUGAGUUUUUAGGUGAAGUGAAGUUAAUUAAUAAUGCCGCGAGCAAGACGAUCGAAUCUUUCCCGACAAAGUCGUGAUGCAAGAAGAAUACGAAAUACUGCAAAUGAAAGGACUGAAGAAGAAAAUUUUAAAAAAAAACUGCUUAUUUAUUGCCAUUAAGGCGGAACAAAGUUCGCCGUGUCAGCUAGUUAUUAAGAUAUAUAAUUUACGUAACAUUUAUAGUUCUAUUUUGUUAAUAAAACUACAAAUAAUUUAAUUCAUGACUGCUAUAUAUUCGAGAUGUAGGGACAAAGGAAAAAUUAAUUUUUCUUAUUAGAACAAAGUUCUAAGUUGAUUUCAUCCUUAUGACUUGAAGAAAAGUCAAAAUUUAUCUUUCUUUCAAAAACUAUCAAAAAAAUAAUAAUUUUGAAACAGAAAAGACCUAAAAUCAAGAACAUUUAGAUGCAUUAAAUGUAUUCAUCGUUUGGGAAAUAAUUGAUUAAGAUUUCCGGCGAUUUCGAUAUUAUUAAAGCUUGUAAUAAUUUUUAAACUCAUGCAGUUCAAUAUUCAAAUUGACUUUGAUAGAAAUAUUGCUUUCGUUGCAUUCUUUUUGUGUUCAAGGGAACUAGGAAUAUGCUUAUACCAGAGGUUAUAUAAUAGUAUUUGAAUAUAAUUGUUACUUGUCGUUUAUUACUUAGGGGGUUUGAGCCUACAAAUAGAUAUUAUGAGUCCAGUAUACCCGACUAUCGGUCCAAGAUACAUAAUGUUACAAAACCAGAAAGGAAAGAACACAAGGAAUCACGAUUUGGUAUAAUUCCCAUUUCAACAAGUUCAUAUGGAUCAAGUGGUAAUGGUGGGAUUCAAUAUUCAGGAAGUAAUAUUGGUUAUGCCAUAAGUCCAAUGAAAAUUGACAUUGGAGGAGUUGCUUUAGGAGCUAUUCUUGGUCUUGGUUUAGUUUUGAUUAUUCCAAAACUUGCUAAUAUUGUGGGAGGAGGAUACGGUGGAUAUAGGAGUUUAGAAAAUGAAAUGUCUUCAUUCACAGAUGUUUUGGCAAGAAUAGAUAAUUCUUUGGAAUCACACAAUAUAGAUAGUACUUCAUGCAUACAGAGAGUUGUUUGCUCCUACAUAAAUAGUGCACAGAAAAAUAUCAAUUCCGGAAAUGCUUCCGGCUUGGAAGAAUUUAUAACAUCAAUUGUAAAUAAUACCUUAUUUUCUUACAUGCUUGAUGGGACGGCAAUAAAAGGAGCUGUAGAACUUGGAAGAAGGGCAGAUGAGGAGAAAUGUUCCAACAGUUUUCCAAAAUGUCCAUUAACAAAAGAUAACGUCCUCAAAGUAUUAGGAAGCUUGCUGCCGGCCUAAAUUUUUGAUCAAGUUAAACUAGAGGUUUACAAUAUAUCUUCGCUGAAAAUAAUUCUUGUGUAUAUAGUAUCAAACGUGUGAAUUGAUGAAUAAAAAAUGUUUAAUCAUC